This is a messenger RNA of Paramormyrops kingsleyae, 925 nucleotides long. NCBI's taxonomy places the organism in Eukaryota, Metazoa, Chordata, Actinopteri, Osteoglossiformes, Mormyridae. The record is from RefSeq and is a predicted model, not a curated record.
CUGGUGCUGCUACAGCUGGUGCUGGCCCUCUUUCACUGUGAGGAUCAGGGUGUCCGGCACGGGGACAUCAAGGCCCAAAACCUCCUCAUCCAAACAGACAGUCUACAGGUUAAGCUGAUAGACUUUGGAUGUGGAGGUUUUCUGAAAGGUAGCCUCGAUCCAGAGUACUUGGGAGCAGCUGUGAAUGAGUCCCGGGCCAGAUUUCUGCGGGAUUUCAAUUCCACCUACACCACCAUGGCUAUCGGAGAAAUGCUCUUCCGCCUGGUGUGUGGAUCGGCACCAUCUUGCAGCCAGGAAACCGAAUCUCUGCGUUUCCCCAGAGAAGUCUCAGAAGAAUUUCGGGAUCUAAUGGACUGGUGCCUAGAGGAACAUCACAGCAAUCGUCCAACCUUGGAGCACAUUGCAUGUCAUCCUUGGCUCCAGAAAUGUUGAGAGUCGGUCUUAGACAAGACCGAGGUAAUAAUAAACUCUUCACUUUGUCAUAUUGCCGGCGGGCCCCAAAGCAAAAUGCACAGUAUAAAAGCCAUUCUGGAACAGACCUGAUGGAAGUACACAGAGACUUCUACCUACCUCAUAUCUUUUACAAUACAGAACUUCUCUGUGUCUUUUAUCGGUACCAAUGCUGGAAAAUAAAAUGGGUUGAACAGGGGUUCAAGGUCUUAUUUCUAACACCCAAACAUCUCAGAUUUUUCAUAAUAAAUUUUUCUAUUUACAUUGAUCUACAUUAAACGGCCCUGCCUCUACUAAAACACUCAUUUACAUAGUAUUUUUUGUUCUCUGUCAGUGCAUCAUAUUUUAUCUUUUACAGGUGUAUCUUGAAGAGCAGAGCUAACAGCCCCCGGAGACAUUCUCAGCUGUACAGCACAUAAUAUCAGCCCAUGUUUAUAUCCCCAAAUGCUAUCAGUUAAUAAAUGUGUUGUCUGCA